UGAUGACGGGUUACAAAAGGCCUCUGGAAGAGAAGGAUCUGUGGUCGCUCAACACAGAGGAUAAGUCUCAAAGAGUGGUGCCACAACUGGUGCGCCGCUGGGACCAAGAAUGCAACAAGGUCAAAAGGCCAGUAGAUAAGACGCUCUACUCCCCAAAAAGAUCAGCAAGGGAAGAAAAGAAGGAUGGACAACCAAUUGAAGAGUCAGAGAUUUUGCUUGUGAAAACCCUUAAAAAAACAGGCGACCCUUCUCUCUUCUGCGCUCUCUGCCGAACCUUUGGACCAUAUUUUCUAGUCAGCUCUCUGUAUAAGAUUGUUCAUGACGUCCUGAUGUUUGUUGGACCGGAGAUUCUUAGGCUACUGAUCCAGUUUGUGAAUGAUUCAAGUGCCCCAGAUUGGCAUGGCUACUUCUACACCACCCUGCUGUUCGUUUGUAACUGCGUGCAAACCCUCAUUCUGCAGAAAUAUUUCCAUGUUUGCUUUGUGACCGGCAUGAGGUUACGUACGGCCAUUGUUGGUGCUGUGUACAGGAAAAGCUCUCAGAGAUUCAAGAAACUGGAAAAAAUGCAUUUGCCAAUGUGA
Molecule: messenger RNA, 581 nt
Organism: Sinocyclocheilus grahami
Lineage: Eukaryota; Metazoa; Chordata; Actinopteri; Cypriniformes; Cyprinidae
Product: multidrug resistance-associated protein 1-like
Exons: 4
Coding region: 3-581 (192 amino acids)
Biological process (GO): xenobiotic transport; glutathione transmembrane transport
Cellular component (GO): basolateral plasma membrane
Molecular function (GO): glutathione transmembrane transporter activity; ABC-type xenobiotic transporter activity; ATP binding
Source: RefSeq, a predicted model, not a curated record